GUUCAAUAGUUCAGUGACAGUGACUGUUCGACUGUGAGGGAUGUUGCCUUUAGCCUCACUCUUUUUUUAUCAGUGAAUGACGCUUUAUGUAGCCAGUCAUGCAUAUUUCUUAUAGCUGAACCCUCUAGUCUUCAGAUCGGCGAGAUCCUGAUAAUUACGUGAAAAUACAUUUUGUGUGAACUUUCCGGUUUCAGCUGGGUUCGGAUCAGGAGAAUGGCGUGACAAGAAGGAAAAAGUUCGUAAGCUCAGGUUUUUGAGGAAGGAUUUUAUCCCAGUAAUAAGGUUGGUAACCAUGUAUUUCUAUUAACAAAACUAUUCAAACGCCCACUUCCAUAGUUUGCUCUCUUUGUAUGUAGGAGUAGCCGCCCGAAUUUUGGUUGUGGAAACUCACUUUGUGUGUUGAUAAAAAUAAGCUUAAUUAAGCUUGAUAACAAUAAAUAAUAAAUGAGUUAGUAUAAUUCUUUUACUUGUUGCCCAUAGAUUAUUGUUGUCACAAUCGACCUAUGCCAGUGGGCUGGGGGCAAUCUAAUAUCCCCCCUACAUUGAUGAGGUGUUUUGGCAGUACCCUCUUCAGAAAAUUUUCCCUGGGGUAACCCCCUUCAGAAAUUAACAUUUCUUCUUAGAAGCCCUGAACAAAAGUAUCAUUUCUGUUCCCUACCCCCCAGAAAAUAUGGCAAUGUUAUUUGUCCCAAUCAGAAAAAAAAAGUACACUCAGAGCACUGACUCUUCAUCAGAAGAAUCAGUAUUGACACCAUCCCUGUAAUUAUGAAUGACGUAACACUUCCCUUAUUCCUUCAGAAAUUUAUUUGUGGUAUUUUCAGCCUUCAGAAAUUGGUAUUUUUUUUAUAACAAUCCUCUUCAGAAAAAUCUCUCUCCAUAAGUGUUGACCCACUCAGAAAAUCUCAUCAGUAGGGCAAAGCUCAAAAAAAGUUGCGUCCAGUAGUCAGGAUGAAUAAGGUUUCUCACUGAGUAAGUAACUAGUCUUUAAAGCUCACUUACCCAAUGGGCAAGGAUCCAGUCAAGUCAUAGUCUCCUUCGCAGGGGUUUUUAGGCUCGUCACACAGCAGCGUUGUCUGAUGAGCGUAAAAAUGGCUGUGAAGAAGACUAGUCAAGUCACCCUCCAUCUAAAGACAUAGACCUGGUUGCCAUGGUCGAUCUGUCUGCAGGUACCAACAUUAUCAUGGGUGGGCAAGGUGAGAUGGAUCAUCAUAGACCUAAGCAGCAGUAGUAGUAGUGUGCACCUUUAUGUGCAGAGGUCUGAUCUCACCUCUCUGAAUCCCUUGCACUUCAAGACUGGCUUCGUGGGUUUGGGGGUGAGGGAAUUGCACCACAUUCUUCUUCUAGAUUUCUUCUAGUUUUCCAAUCUUACGAUCACUUUUACAGGACUGGUGUACAAUGUACCUUCAAAGUAUUGCUGUCUUAAUGGUCUUGUUCCACGUUCCUGUUAAGUGCUCAAAAGGAGACAGGAGUUUCCCUUUUCGUAACUGUGUAAAGAGCUGCAAACGACGUGGAUGCCACCUUAAUGAAUAUCCUGGCAAGCUGCCGCUGUAUCUGAGGAUAUUUUGGUGGGAUUGUCUUGAUGAAUGCAAGUACCAGUGCAUGCAUAAUGUAACAGCAACAGAUGUAAAAUUCAAUUAUCCAAUCAAACAGUUUUAUGGCAAGGUAAUUUCCGAUUUUGAAUCAUUCUGAAAUUUGCAUUUAAAUACUAGUGAUGCUAUUUAUAUUGCACAAAUUUCAUGUGAUCAGUAAUAAGAAAUAAUGCUCUGAAAACCUGGAGCAAUUACUUUUAUCAAUGAGUGGUUACUGUUCUACUACAUGUAUACCUGUAUUGAUAAAACAUUAGCAAUAGCCAAUUAUCCUCCAUGUUAAAUUUAUUUUUGAUUUUACUUGGAACCAUGUAGUACUAUUAACAAUAAAAUAAAUAAUGAAAUAAUGAAUAAUAAAAAUAUGAACAAAAUAAUAAUAAUGAACUAAUAUGAAAUUAGCAGUAGCACAUCCAAAUAGUGGCUCUUUGUCUACCAUUCCUUAUUGAGAUGUUGGUUUUUGAGGAGGAAGAAAACUGGAGUAUAUGUACAGUGUAGUCUUGGAGUGGAGAAAAACCUCUUGGUCGAGCAAGGGUGAGAGAACCACCAACAAACUCUACCCACAUUUGGUGUUGAAGCCAGGAUUUAAACCUGGGGCACAUUGGUGGGAGCUAGGCGAGUGCUUUCACCACUGCCCCAUGUCCUUGCUCCCCCAUAAUAAUAUUUUGACAAAGUUUUAUGUUGUAAUGUAUUGAAAAUUAAUGUAUUCAUUUUCUUGAUUGAUUUAUAGUGGCCAUUUGUGAGAUUUCUUGGCAUACAAGAACCUGCCUCAGUUUUAUUUUCAAUUUUCAAUGGGGUUGGGCACAUUUUUGGCUGGAGGAUGCUCAGAUCUGCUGUUCCAAACACAGACUACAGCAUGUUUCUAGUUUGGAAAAUGAAUCUAGUGGUAAGGCUCAAAUUUCAGUGAAUUAUAUUUAAUUUACCUCUCAUGGUAGUUAAAUGGCUACAUGCCUAUUUUAAAAACAAUACUGGAGUAUAAUUUUUUGGAUUAACUUCAUGGCUGAUUUUUAUUUUUGAUUCAAGUGUUUAACAUAAUCAUAACUUUACUGUCAAACUCAGAAAACUAUCCAGAAUUUUUUUCGUUGUGUCCGCAGUUUCCAAAGUUUCACAGUAAACCAUAAUUACUUUAAUUGCAGGUUAGUUUAAAUGCUUGGUUCUGGUCAGCAGUUUUUCAUACUCGUGAUUUAAACUGGACUGAGGUAAAUAAUAUUAUAUUGUAGUAUUACCUACUACUUAUAAGGUAUUUGCCUUAAUUACUCACGAGUAAAAAAAAAUAUAUUGUUAUUUUUUUUUUUAUCCUGAUGAUUUACAAUAUAUACUACCACCUUUCCGUAAUAAACAGACUGGUUUGUUUUGCCUUGUAUUCUGAGUAGUUUUUUGCCUGGUCUAUUUUAAUUCUGUUCUCUUUGUAAACAUUUUUUAAGUUGGCAAAUAAAAUAGUUGGUUGUUGUUGUUUCUGCACAACCCAGUGUCUUAGUCAAUGCAUUUACUUCAACUUUAUAGUUCCACAGUGGUCAGCUAACGAAAACACUGAAGUUACUUGGAUUGAUGAUGAUGAUUGACGAUGUUGGGGGAAGGGGAUGGGGGUCAUAUGUAUACUUGUGUGUAUGCAGUUUAAAACCAAACAUAUUCCUGUUGCUGGAAACAAAAAUAUGAAAACUGUGCUCUAAUUACAUCGUAUUAUUACAUUUGAACCCUUCAUACUUUUCUCUCGUGGGGUGAUUUUCACGCGCGCUCGCGUUUCGCUUGCUCUAACAUGCCUGAGGAAAAAUGGGGGACUACUCGUAGUCUAUACUAAUGGCCACCUCCACACAACGGCCACUUUUGUGCACCCCAGCAGAUACUUUCUUUGCUGUUUUAAAAUCUCCCCCACAGCCACUUCGUUUCUUCCUAAAGUGUGUCUGUUGUAAGGAACUUUAACUGUACCGAUAUUUAUUUUAUUAUUUUUUUAAAGAAAAUGGAUUACUUCUGUGCCACAUCCCUGGUAAUGUACUCAUUCUUUGCUUGUUUAAUGAGGUAUGUGCUUGACUCAAACAGCUAUACAGUGUAUACCAUUUGGUUCCCCAGCUAAGGAAAUCCGGGAAACUUUUGCUUGUGGAAUCCGUAAUCCGGAAUCCACAGCGUGGAAUCCAGAAUCCAAGGCUGUCAGUGUCUAUACAUUCCUUUACAUGAGGCGAUAUUUGGCACUCUUCAUCAGUCAUUAUGAACAAUUCUCUCUAAGUCCCUCACGUAAUGGGGAGAUUUACUGAUUUGUGACUUUAACUUUUACAUCUCUGGACAAAAUCGUAAUUUGUUACCAUUCAGAUAUACAUUAUCCUCAUUUAAUUUUGUACUCUAUUAUGGAUGGAUUUUUGUUUAGCCUUUGUGUUAUUCUAUUUAAAAAAGUGUUUUCAUCACAGGGAGAAAUACCCUGUAUGGUGUAGCCAGAUUACUAAUUUUUAAAGACUUUAUUAUAAUCUGCAUUGAUUGUCUCCGGUAACAAACCCAGUACUUAGACUUGUGACUAGUAAAUUAUAAUAUCGAAAACGGUGUUUUUGUUUUAUUUUUGCUUAAAAGGUUUAUUGGGCUCAAGAAUAAAGUCCGGUAGGUGUUAUCAAUGACAACAUAAUUAAUAUUGUUGGCUCAUUGUUAUUAAUUAUAUUUAUAUUACAGUCGACUCCCAAUAAUUUGAACAUUCAAGGGAAAUAAAAAGAAGUACCAGUUAUUGGGAGUUCGAGUUAUCGAGGGUAAAAUUUUCUGGAAAAUGAUCUGAAGGGAAUUGAAAAUUACUUCGAUUUAAGUGAGGUUCGAGUUAAAGAGGGUUCGAGUUGCCAAGAGUCGACUGUACCAGUAAACAUGCAGUCAACGUCUCUAAUACUUAAUCUCAUGCUAGUGCCUUAUUUAAGUUCGAUUUGGAGGCUGCUCUUUUAAGACGUUUUUUAUUGGUCUUUUUAGAGACCCUUAAAUUCGAGGACGAGAACUAGAUUUGACUAAUAGUUUUUUCUCGUGUAUUUUCAAAAACUAGACACCCUGGAAAGCUUCAUUUUGCUAUUUUUCACCAGAAAAGUUAACACGGUUGAUAACUUCUUUCCGACACUACCUGACGACAUGUUUUCCCGCCAAAAUGACGCGGGUCGCACGUGCACCGUACUUAGUAUUUAGAAAAUGUCGGAAAUCUUGUCCUUGUCGACGUCGUCUUAGAAUCUUAUAAACAAAUCGAAAAGCAGGGUUCUAUCCAGGAUUUAUCGUUUUGGGGAGAAGUCUAGGGUGGCCGAAGGCCACGAGCUUCCUAGGGGGGUCUGCGGGCUCUUUUUUUUUAGGCAAAAGCCCUGUGGACGAGGCUGUCCAGGGUUAUGUCCCCCGGAAUUUUUUUGAAAUGAAUAUAUGCUGGAAUGCAGUUUGGUGCAUUUUGAGACACAAUUUUGAGAAAUGUUAGUGUCUGCACUGACCUCGUCGCGUCUGGAUGAUAUUUCCGAUAUAGUUACAUAUACUGUAAUGAUAACAAUAUAUAUAUAUAUAUAUAUUUUUUUUUGGGGGGGGGGCGGAAACUGGGCAUUUUUUUUUUGGGGGAAGCUUCUAGCCCUCAAAUACCCUAGGUAGAACCCUGACAAGAAUUUUCCAUGGUCUGUACUCUUAUCGACCAUUGAAAUGAUAUUAAAAUCUUCAAAACUCAAGUGGAACCACUAAUUGCAAGCGAGUGGUUUCACUGCAAAGUUUUCAUUGAACAUUUUGACAUAGUUUCUAUGGUCGAUAAGAGUAAAGACCAUGAAAACAUGGAUAGUUUGAAGCGUCCAUUUCUGUUGGAGUUUCUUGGAAAAUCGAGAAAGAGAAAAACAAGUUGCGCCACCAUCACUUCGUUUCUGUGGUCUGACUCGGAAGGGGGAGGGGGAAGGGGCUGGUCUGACUAUCAUCGAUCAUAACUGUCAACCAAUCAGCGCACGACAACUCGCUCAGUUAUUGUUAAAAGUUUUUUUUGUAAUUUCAAAAGGUCUAAAAACUCAACUUCGGAUCAUGUUCAAUGUUUGUUGUUGUUAUUCCUUGCAGCUGUUUUUGUGUUGGACUAUUCCUAUUGUGUGUUUACUGUGGUCAUGUAUUCUACCUCAGCAUUAUUCGAUUUGACUAUGGAUACAACAUGAAAUUUAAUGUGACAAUAGGUGAGAUCUACUGAAUUAAGUUGUUAGCUAUUGUAUUUCUGAGGCAAUUGAUAUAGUAUCAUGACUGUAGCGCUGCUAUAGAUUCGCCUUAAACUGAAGCAAUUGAUAUUUCAGGACCUAGGCCGCGUUUUCUUAAGAGAAACUAGUGUCGAGCCAUCCGGAAGCCACCACCUGAAAUGUUGCGAUUUGCCGGUCGCCGACUUGGGCCAUGGCCCUAUGGGGGUCUUAACUAGGUAACAGUUCUGGCACAAGGUAGCCUGGAAGCAGACUCCUUGGUGAGGAAAAGGAGAAAAACUUCGGUGAACGAAGCUCCCUCCGUCUGCUCGCGUUUUUUAGGCCGCCUUCACCCAAAACGGAGGGCCUGUUCACAGGCUAAUUUGAAUGUACAAUGUAACUAAUUUGCCUCUCAUCCGUUGCGCCAACAAGGAACGUGGACUUUUUCAAAGUUCGUUUUGGUUAAAAUUGCUUAAAAUGUCGUAAUGAAAGAUCAAACUUGAUUGUCUAGUUAUCAUGAUUAUGCGCUGCGCGUGCGGCGAAUUUAUAAACCUCACUGCGCGCGGCCUUCGGCCUCGCUUCGCGAGCAACGAUAGGUCAGCAUCUGUUCUUUAAUACCAGCAAGUACACCUGAAGAUAAGUGGACCUUUGAAUGUGAAUGACUUAUAUCCGAUUUUUUUUCCUGUAGGCAUUAUUAAUUUGUGCAGCUGGUUAAGUUGGUGUUUCACGGUAGGUGGAGGGUCUUCCUAUUUUUAAUUAAUACAGUGGGUUGCCAAUAAAGAGAACACAAUUUUUUUCCACUUUUUCAUGUCCAAAGCUAAACUUUUGAUCACAACUCAAGAGGAGCUGUUCUCCAUUUACUCUGUACAGUCAAACCUCCUACUGACUGGGAAACCAAAGGACACACCAGCCUGGGUCCGUUUUACAGAGAUGCCUUUUUCAUAGAGUUUGGAACUUUAUGAAAUCUGGUUUCUCUGUAGCGAUGAGAACCGGCACCUUGUGAGCAGAGACUCUUUCUGCCAUCUUGACUAAGGAUGAUAAAAGAAGGCUCUACCUGAAUCAUGUCAAGCCUUUCAAGUCGCCGAAGCCCACACUCUGGGCUAAUAAAUCUUGUUCUCUAUUGUCAAACUGGUUUUUCCUAGCCUGAGUAGCAAACGUUUCCGCUCAAGUUAAUGCGCGAACGCUGGAACGAGAGCGGGGAGGGGAGGGGAGGGGACAGAAGGAAACCUUCUUUCUCUCCCCCCCUCCUCCUGCCCAAUUUUUUUGCUCUCGAAAUAGGUUCGCGGAAAGGUUUACUACGCAGGCUAGGUUUUUCCUAGUGCGAGUACCCGUUCAUUGACGAACCGAUGGUCAUACAAUGUAACUGAGCCCACUGUACCAAGCGCACGGCUGUUAUGCCUGGGUUCGAAACUAUAUCCCAGCAACAUGAAACGCAUGCUCAACAAAGAUCUUAGUCGAUUCAUGCAGAGUCUCUCUCGAGUACGCCAAAACUGAGCAAGAAAUUGAUAGGCUCUUCUAGCAGGGUGCGAUAAGAACUAAAAAAAGAGUGGAGACCUUAAGGAAAGGUUCGACUGUAUUUCGAUCACUAUUGUUUUUUAUCUCCGUCAAUUUAACUCACAAUAGUGGUGAUAAGAACAAAGGAUAUGUAAACCCUUCAGACUAGUUUGCAAAAACAUCUGUCUCUCAUCGCUUCCCGUCUUUGUCAGGAGUUUCGCGGGAGAGACGUCUGCGUUAUGUCCCCCAAAAUACCAUACUGAUGACGUUAGUCAGCCUAGAAUCUGGUCAGAAGCUCUGAUUGGUUGAUAUGGUAAUUGUACUCUUUCAUCCAUUGUUUAUCUAUUGUUUAAAAAUGAUUAAAAAAACAAGAAGGGUCGCCACGAUCAAAUGCUUAAUGCGCUGAAUCUUCCAAGAAACUCUCAUUUUACUUGAAUAUCUUUGCUUUACAAGAGGUGUUUCUGCUUUGCUGCGCCAAAUUCGCAAGCACUACUCUCUGACACGUGACCUCAAAAGUCUUCUUCCCAGAAAGUUGUGGGUUUGUUCGUAGGAGUCGGCUUAAAUUACCGAAGCAGAAGCCCCAGCCUUAGCCCUCUUAGACCGAUAGACAUUUAUUGGCCCGGACGAACACGUAGUAGUGGCGGAAUAUGGAAUAUAUAGUAUAAACAACAGACUCGCUUUCAAAGAGUUGCAUGUGUUUCAAAGUACUACGUUAGGUUUACAUUCCUUAUCAUCGCAACUUGCAGAAUUACAAGCAGCAGCCAUAUGUGUGGAAAUGUGCUGCAGUGACGCUCAGUACAUUUUGUCUUUUAGCGCUUGAGGUUGGUGCAGUUUUUGAUCUUCUUGGAAAAUCAUAAGAAUAGCGUACUUUAUUUCAUGUGGAAUGUACACUUGCCGGCUAGCGAGCUAGUUCAUAGGUGCUCUACUUAGUCACUGAGUAUCGAAUAUGUUCAAAGUAACAAGUAUAAACAACAAGAGUUUGAAACGUUCUAUAAAAAGUAAAAUGUGCGAGUUUAAUACAACUACUAAUCUCUAGUUAGUCGAAAGUUAAGCCAUCUGAUUUACGUUUUAUUUUGAACUUUAAAAAAAUCGUUUUAUAGACAGUUCAUUCCAUUUCUUAUCGGCAAGUGUCUCCGUUGUUUGAGACCGUAUUUAACAGGGUCAAUUAAAGGUAAAGAUAGGAUUAAAUCUUCUCUAAGAUGAUACUUAGAUAAACGUUGAGUAAUAAGAUUUCUGAUGAAUUUUCAGCCGAUGCUUUUUCCUUGAAUUUUUCAAGUAUUCAUUAAGGGUCGUCUUAUUCUUUGCAAGAAAUCUUUGGUUGUAGACCUCAUCGUCCUUUCGUUGAUUUUGUUCGAAUUUACUAGCGUAUUUUUUUCCGCCUUGGUGCCAAAAUUGGUUGCAGUAAUAAUUAAAAAAAUGCUUGUAUAAACGAGUAGUGUCGCGAUAUAUUCGUUAUAGCGGUGUAACUUAACUUUUUUAACAAAAGCUGAAUCAACUUUUUUUUAUUGUAGCUAGGUGAUUUUCCACCCAUUCUAUGGACGUUUGACGCACAUUCUUUAUGGCAUCUCGGAACCGCUCCAUUGGCUUAUUCCUGGUACAGGUGGGUGGGGGUAGCAGCAUGUAUUCUCUUCCUCCCCUUUCUUGUUACUUGUUUUCGUGUAUGAUAAGAGACGACUUGAGACGUGUCAGGUUUAUUCCCCACACUACUCUAGUGAGUACACACAAGAAAAUCAAAACGAGGUCGAGGCUUGUUUGCGUGGACAAAUUGCGCAUGCCCACUUAGAAACUCUAGGGAGAAUGAGGACAAGCUUUAGGUGCAGUGUUUUCUGGGUUCGUUUGCAAUUGGUUGGCGUUAGUUAUGAUUGUCCGAUGGUAUUCAAAGCGAUCCAUAAAUAACGCUUGUCCACCCAGACGAUCAGAUCCCAGAAAUCGCCUCGCCGAAAGCUUGUACCUAUUUCUUUUAUAGUUUCUGAAUGGGAAAUUUCAUGCUAAUCCGCUGUAUUUUGUUAACCCAAGCCCCCAGCUGAAUACGGGAAUGCAGGUGUACUCUUACCCACCGUAAAAAGUAUGAAAAUUUGACGUUUCUGAUAAAUUAAUUUUGUACCUCAGUUCGUAGAAACCAAACUUAGUCGACGGUCUAGUCGCCAAGUCUUUUCCGUACGUCAGCAGUCGGUGACUUAUCAUCACACUUUCGAGACAUUACAUACAUUGAUUCAUCUUUAUCAGUCUUUGAAAUAUCUUACUUUUUCAGCUUUCUGGCAGACGAUGCAAGGCAGGAACUUUCCAUGAAGGGAAAAUCUUGGAAGUUCUCCUGAGUGUGGGAAUAUGGUUCAUCAGGAAUGGGAAAGACAAUUGUUUGUAGGACGCCUUCCUGAACAUAGGUAACCGAAAACUUUUUUCGGUGGACAAAUUUACUGUAUUAACAGAUAAAGUAGUGAUCAGAACAGUUUUUACUGUGGCCGAUCCGAGCAAACAGUAACGAUAUUUAGAGAAAUAAUCAGAUGAAACGUUUGUGACAAUGGAGUGUGGUUCACCUGUGUGGAGCAGAAAAUGGCGAAAACGGAGCUAAUGGCAAAUAAGCUUAGUGAUACAAAAACCAACAACUACAAACUCACUAAAAAAGAAUUAUUUGGCAGGAUAUUAGCGUAGAAUUAAAUUUAAAAAUUCGUUAACUUGUAGGAUAUAUAAAAUAACUUUUGGAACUGACACGUUUUAGUUAGAGCAGAAUACUCAGAGUAAAGACGCAGCGUGGCCGAGUGAUGCAGGGCGCUGGCGUUGAAUGGGUCAGCACUUUUUAACAUCCGUCGAAAGGCCCUUGGACACCUUAUAAAGUUUACACAACGUAGUAUUCCUUAUCGUUUCGGAUUAGGGUUAAGCACUACUGAAUAGGGUUAAGCACUGUUUCCAAACAGGUUAGAUUCUUUUUUG
Messenger RNA from Porites lobata, 10132 nucleotides. Lineage: Eukaryota; Metazoa; Cnidaria; Anthozoa; Scleractinia; Poritidae. The record is from the annotation of a GenBank genome assembly.